AUGGCACCUGGUGUUAAAGAUGAGCACGCUCGAAGGGCCUCGGAUGAUGGCGAUAUUUCUAUGUCAGAACCAUCUCCCAAGCGGCUUAAGUCAGUCGCCGCGACCACCCCAGACACCUCUAUGCCUACUGGCGAGGAAGAAGCCGCUCCAGCAAAGACAGUCAUCCAGUUUAAAGAAAAGCCUGCCGUUAUUGAGGAAAGGACUGGUGUAAUUGAAUUCCGUGUCGUUGCCAAUGACAAUGAGAAAGACUCAAUGAUCAUCUUGACGGGGCUCAAGUGCAUCUUCCAGAAGCAGCUCCCAAAGAUGCCUCGGGAUUAUAUUGCUAGAUUAGUCUACGAUCGAACUCACUUGAGCAUAGCUAUUGUCAAGAAGCCUUUGGAGGUAGUUGGUGGGAUCACCUAUCGCCCUUUCAAGGGUCGUAGAUUCGCCGAGAUUGUCUUCUGUGCUAUUAGCUCAGAUCAACAAGUCAAGGGAUACGGUGCUCACCUAAUGUCUCACUUAAAGGAUUAUGUCAAAGCUACUUCCGAUGUCAUGUAUUUCCUUACCUACGCCGACAAUUAUGCUAUUGGCUACUUCAAGAAACAAGGGUUCACCAAGGAGAUUACUCUCGACAAAUCAAUCUGGAUGGGAUACAUCAAGGACUAUGAAGGCGGUACUCUCAUGCAAUGCUCCAUGCUUCCCCGCAUCAAAUAUCUCGAAGCUGGCAAGAUGCUUGCGAAGCAAAAGGAGUGUGUUCACGCAAAAAUUCGUGCCAUCUCUCGUAGCCAUAUUGUCCACGCCCCGCCUAAGCAAUGGAAGAAUGGCAUUUGCAAAAUCGACCCACUCUCAAUACCGGCCAUAAAAGACUCCGGUUGGUCUCCGGAGAUGGACGAAAUGGCUCGUCAACCCAAACACGCCCCACAUUUCGCGCAGCUCCAACAUAUCCUCAACGAGAUGCAAAACCACCCCUCCGCCUGGCCAUUCCAACGACCAGUCAGCCGCGAAGAUGUUGCAGACUACUAUGAGGUUAUCAAAGAACCGAUGGACCUCGAAACCAUGGAGAAUCGCUUGGAGGCUGACCACUAUAGUCAACCUGAAGAAUUUGUCCGCGAUGCCAAACUGAUCUUUAACAACUGUCGUUCUUACAACAAUGAAACGACAACAUACUUCAAGAAUGCUAAUAAGCUUGAGAAGUUUUUGUUUUCUAAAUUAAAGGAGAUCCCGGAGUGGAGUGUAAGCUUCCCCCUCCCCCCAUAA
Orbilia oligospora ATCC 24927 is the source of this 1236-nucleotide messenger RNA. RefSeq lists its product as uncharacterized. NCBI's taxonomy places the organism in Eukaryota, Fungi, Ascomycota, Orbiliomycetes, Orbiliales, Orbiliaceae. Gene Ontology annotation, molecular function: protein binding; histone H3 acetyltransferase activity. The transcript is spliced from 3 exons. Gene Ontology annotation, biological process: chromatin remodeling; positive regulation of transcription by RNA polymerase II. Gene Ontology annotation, cellular component: histone acetyltransferase complex. The record is from RefSeq and is a predicted model, not a curated record. The coding region runs from base 1 to 1236 and encodes 411 amino acids.